This is a messenger RNA of Myotis lucifugus (little brown bat), 1093 nucleotides long. It is a transcript of the gene ILDR2, whose product is annotated as immunoglobulin like domain containing receptor 2. Bases 1 to 882 code for a protein of 293 amino acids. Gene Ontology annotation, cellular component: membrane. The record is from RefSeq and is a predicted model, not a curated record. The transcript is spliced from 8 exons. NCBI's taxonomy places the organism in Eukaryota, Metazoa, Chordata, Mammalia, Chiroptera, Vespertilionidae. Gene Ontology annotation, biological process: pancreas development.
AUGGACCGGGUCUCGCUGGCGUGGAUGGCGCUCUUCGGGCUGACAGAUGCAGAUCUUCAAAUUGGAAAACUCAUGUGGGGAGACAGUGGACUCUAUUACUGUAUCAUCACCACCCCCGAUGACCUGGAGGGCAAAAACGAGGACUCGGUGGAGCUGCUGGUGUUGGGCAGGACAGGGCUGCUUGCUGACCUCUUGCCCAGCUUCGCUGUGGAGAUUAUGCCAGAGUGGGUGUUUGUGGGGCUGGUGAUCCUGGGCAUCUUCCUCUUCUUCGUCCUGGUGGGCAUCUGCUGGUGCCAGUGCUGCCCGCACAGCUGCUGCUGCUACAUCCGCUGCCCGUGCUGCCCGGAGUCCUGCUGCUGCCCUCAGGCCUUGUAUGAAGCAGGGAAAGCAGCCAAGGCCGGGUACCCUCCCUCUGUGUCCUGUGUCCCCGGCCCCUACUCCAUCCCCCCUGUCCCCUUGGGAGGAGCCCCCUCAUCGGGCAUGCUGAUGGACAAGCCGCAUCCACCUCCCCUGGCUCCGAGCGACUCCACUGGAGGAAGCCGCAGUGUUCGCAAAGGUUACCGGAUCCAAGCGGACAAAGAGCGGGACUCCAUGAAGGUCCUGUACUACGUGGAGAAGGAGCUGGCUCAGUUUGACCCGGCGCGGAGGCUGCGGGGCCACUAUAACAACACCAUCUCGGAACUCAGCUCCCUGCACGAGGAGGAUGGCAAUUUCCGCCAGUCUUACCAUCAGAUGCGGAGCAAGCAGUUCCCUGUGUCCCGGGACUUGGAGAGCAAUGCUGACUACUGGUCGGGCGUCAUGGGAGGCAGCAGUGGGACGAGCCGGGGGCCCUCGGCCGUGGAGUACAACAGAGAGGACCGGGACAGCUUCAGGCACAGGUGAUCCUGCCACAUCCUCUCAAUGAGAACACCCCCUCCCCACACUUAUUAAGCAACGUGUCACGUGAAGUCACCAUUCCAGGCUCUUAAUGAACCCUGUUCGCCUUUCCCUGCCUUCUCAUAUGUUUUAUCCUGUGGCCUCUACAAUACCCCACCCAUCAGCUCCACCCUUUUUGCUCAUUUGUUACGUGAAAGGUAAAACGCCAAACAUGUUA